UGCUCUGUGUCCCUCAGACACAGCAGAUCACCGAUCCACGGAAAGAGCAGAAGUUGUCGGCUCGGUCAUGUGAUCAGCUGUGUCCAAUCACAGCUGAUCACAUGGGACAUGUACACUGAUCAUCAGAGCACCGAUGAUCUGUGUAAUCCCAGCAGUGCCACCUGCCAGUGUCCAUCAGUGCCAGCUGUCAGUGCUCAUCCAUGCCACCUACCAGUGCCCAGUGCCACAUAUCAGUGCCACAUUUCAGUGCCUACCAGUGCACAUCACUGCCACAUAUCAGUGCCCAUCUGAGCUGCCUUUCAGUGUCACCCAUCAGUGCCAGUCAGUGUCAUCUAUCAGUGCCAGUCAGUGCUGCCUAGCAGUGCCAGUCAGUGCCGCAUAUCAGUGCCAGUCAGUGCUGCAUAGCAGUGCCGCAUAUCAGUGCCAGUCAGUGCUGCUAGCAGUGCCGCAUAUCAGUGCCAGUCAGUGCUGCAUAGCAGUGCCGCCUAACAGU
Staurois parvus is the source of this 493-nucleotide messenger RNA. NCBI's taxonomy places the organism in Eukaryota, Metazoa, Chordata, Amphibia, Anura, Ranidae. The record is from the annotation of a GenBank genome assembly.